Molecule: messenger RNA, 13047 nt
Organism: Xyrichtys novacula (pearly razorfish)
Lineage: Eukaryota; Metazoa; Chordata; Actinopteri; Labriformes; Labridae
Source: the annotation of a GenBank genome assembly
GCGGUUUAAAUACCCUCUGAGAGAGGAUGCUGGGAUUUAAAGGAGCACAGCUUUGAUUAUCAGCCAACAUUUUCCAAGGGGUUUCUCAACAAAAACUACAAUUCCCAGGUACGCUAAUAUCAUCAGCCCUUGCCUGUUUGGCUCAUCCUUGAGAGGAGUUCAGAUUGGCUCCCUGCUGCAUUUUGCUGACAGAUAACGACAAAUGAAAUAAUUAUCGCACCGGCCAACGGGACCUUUACGGUGAGUGUCUCUGAAAUCAGCGACAGAUAGGAAAUAUUUAUGUAAAAUGAUGUGGUCUGUGAACGUCCACCUGAGGAGAAUUUCUCCAGGAGACCAAUUUGUCCCCAAAACAUCAUAGCUUAAUUAGAAAACCCUCUGCCUCCUCUGCCUGUUAUCCCCACAGGCUGCAUUGAGGAGCUAACUGGGUUACGUCUCAGUCGCUGAGCACGAUCUGAAUUGUCAUGGUUUCUCUCAUGAAUUGUCUCUUCUUUUUGCUGAAGAUGUGAGCACUCCUUCCUGUCAUUCUUAUUGGGAGUCAGCAUGGCGCAGGAGGAGGACAAACACAGCCUGGAGGCGAAAUUUGCUGCUGCAGUUAAAGUGAUCCGGACUUUGCCUGAGGAAGGUGAUGGCUGCUCUUUAUUACAGCCUGUUUAGAUCUAUUCAAGGGUCACUGAUGUGCUAGACUGUAUGAAACCUGCUCCUUUCUGGUACCUAGGUGAUUAACCUACAUGGAGAGCAUUUGGUGCUGUUGAACUCUUGUCUAACCCAAAGAUAAAGCUGCUCAUGAUAAGAGCCAGGGGUGGAAAGAGUAGCCUACUAAAGUAUUCAUCUUAGUUGAAGUAUGGUUACUUUAUUGAUAUUUUACUUCAGUAGUAGUAGUAGUAAAACGACCAGACUGUAGAAGUAUAUGUAGUAGGGAGUGAGGUGGGAUACGCCCCCUAAAUUAUGUUUAAGCACAUUUUUCCAAUCUAGUUGUUGCAAUAUAACCAACAACUCGAUACCAAGUGUGGAGUUAUUGAAUAUAUUUGAAGGGUCUUUAGUCAGUAUUGCACUGUAUAUAUUUAUUUUCUGCACACUAACUCAUGGCUGGCUGUAAAUCGAGGCUUGCCAAAAAUGAGGGCUACAUGCCAAAAGUAUGGGCUUAAUUGACUGUGAAGAGUAAAAAUGGCUGCAAACGCUGCUAAAAAUGUUUUUUUUUUAAUAAAUCUGGGAAAAUUUAAUGCUCAAUUCUGGCUUUGCAUAAUUUGAAUUACAAUUUAGAUUUCAGCCUGUCAUGUCAGCCAAGCUGAUGUUAAUUGAAACAAUUGUUAUAAGAGCAAGAUUUGAAUAGUUUUCAGUGCAGGCAUUACACAAUCAGCUGGCUAUUAUGCAGUCGGAAAGUCAAGAAGAAUGUAUUUAUUUAGUUAUGUUUUUAUUCUGUAAUUGAUCCCAUUUAUAAUGUAUUGAAGUGUAAUGCUUUCGGCAGAUAUCGCACAAGUGAUGACUUUAUAAAGUACUCUAAAAAGUACAAACACAGAAAUGCUACAAAAAAAAGGACAGGGUUAAACUCAGAUACUUUCCACCUCUGAUUAAAGCUGAUACAUAGUUCAUAUGUAUCCCUUUUGUUUCUCAGGUCCUUUCCAGCCCUCUGAUGACAUGAUGCUGAUGUUCUACAGUUAUUACAAACAGGCCACCGUAGGGCCCUGCAACAUCCCCAGACCGAUGGGCUUCUGGGAUACACGAGGCAAAGCCAAGUGGUACAUUUGUAAUGCAAAUGUAGUUUUUGUGUCUUACAACUAAAUUUAGAGCUAUGGUUGAUGUAGCUCUCCCAAGAGAGAUAUCUGUUCUAUUUUCUUUUUUGAAAACGUAUACAAGUGCCAUGUCCUUACUCACAACUGUGACUUAAAACUGCACAUUUUUGUUGUUCCACGCUCACUCUUUGCUCAGUGUUGAACUGUGACUUUGUGUUGCCAGGGAUGCAUGGAACUCUCUGGGAAAUAUGACCAAAGAGGAAGCCAUGAAAAAUUAUAUUGAGGACAUCCAGCUGGUAAGUCUUUCAAAGAAAAAUAAAGCUGAAUAGAAGCAGCCCACUGAAUAACAAGUAGCUGAACCAGGAGCACACAGUUUUCACUGAAAAAGAAAAAGGACACUGGCAUUUCUGCACUAAACACACAACCAGUGGCCUUUCUAUCGUCAAUCCAGUGCAUAUUUAUGAUUUUUUUGUACAAUAUAAACAUUCGUUUCUGCAAUUUGUUAAUUAAGCAAGUGAUAUAAUUACAACCCAACAGUAUGCAGGUGUUUUUAUUAAGCUGUGUUUGUUUGCUCCAACAGAAAAAAACAGUCAUACUUUCUUGUUAUGUUUCUCUCCCUUUGUCUCCUUCCUUCAUUUUUUAAAACACAUUCUCUAUCAUCCAUGUGUCAUCAGAUCUUGGAGACCAUGCCAAUCUCAGAGGAAGUGUCUGACCUGGUGGAAAUGCUUGGCUCCUUUUACACAGAGGUAGAUGGAGAUGAAAGAGACCCUGAAGAAAAUGAAGUGGACAGGAGACCCUACACAAGGCCUUUUGCACAUCAGGCAGGUAAAGUACUUCAGUGACUCCCAAAAAGGGGUUCUCAGUGGGUGGAUGAUUCCUGUUCUAAUAAAAGACUAUGACACAGUUAAAUGAACUUGAAGACACAGGAAUAUAAGUUGGAAUGGAUAAUUGGUUGAAAUUGUUUGCAUAAUUUGGUGGAUAAACAGUUUAAUAAUUUUGUUAGCGUGGCAGAUUAACAGUUCAAAUAGCUAGCCAGUAGUAAAUAUGGUUAACUUAAAGUUACAGACCAGCAAUUUAUUUAUAUAACCAAAAUAACAGGUAAGUUAAAAAAGAUAGCGUUAAUUCGAAAUAAUUGUACAUCACAGCAUAAUGAUGACAUGUAAUGUAGGGAAAGCUAAGCUAGUGAUGAAAUAGCUAGCACAGUUACUACAUAAACAAACUAAUGGAUGAAUGGUUAAAAUCAGCAGCUAGUAUGUAAUUACAGCCUCCAAAGUUUUGGUAUAGUUGUUAUAAAAUUAUGAAUUUACUGUUAAAAUUCUUAGCUUGAAAUAUUUGUUGACAGAUAUUUAGCAAUAGCUAUGAAUUAAGAGUUUAAACUAAAAGGUAUUUGGAUUAACAGUCUAAAUAGAUAGCUAUUUUGGCUGUUAAUUGUUGAAAUGUUUGGCUAUAAGUAAACAUAAAUAGCUUGCUGAAGUAAUUGAUUGAAAUACAUUUGUGUAUGAUAAUAAGGUUACAAAAUCCACCAUUAUACAUGACAGAUGAGAAAUGAUAAAGAAGUAGAGGACUUUAUCCGACAGGGCCAGGAUGUUAAGCCAAAAGCUCGGAACCAAUGAUACACAUGAUCAGCUGUGCCAUGAUAACUCUGUACUUGAAUGCUCAUCAAAGAAAAAGAAUUAAGUCUCAGGAGGGCUCUGCUGCUCAAGCUGGAUGUAGUACUGCUGUAAAUCGCCUUAGUCAGUCUCACAGAUGAUUUAAAUGGAAUAAUGAGCCCGUCUUACUAGGCCUGGACGAUAUAGAAAAAAAGCAUAUCGAUAAAAAAUAAAUCAUAUUGAUCGAUAUCGAUAAUUAUCGAUAUUAUUAUAAUUAUUUAACAUAUAUUUUAAUUGCAGCCCUGGAUGUUUUAUGCUAUUGCUUAAUGACCUACUUUUAAUAAAGAACACACAAGCACUGAAUUCAAAUUCAAACCUUUAUUCAACCACCUUUUUUUUUUUUUUACCACAACUGAAAGUUUUUUAAAAAAGAACUUAAAAAAAAAAAAGAGAUCAACUUAAGUGGCCUGAGUGAUGUCAGUAAAUACUGACAAACAUAAAGACUAAAGGGACCAGAAAAUCUGAUAAAUAAAUAUUUAAAUAGUCUUUUGAUGAAAAUAAACAAAACAAACAAAUAUAUAAAUAAACAGAAUAGCUUUAGGUGGGAAUAGCAUACUACCAGUUUUAACUAUGUGGGAAACUGCCCACAGCCUGGUGUCUGAACACUGAAAUAUUUCUCCCGGGGUCGGGAGAUUUAUUUUUUUUAAUUAUCAUGUGAUUGACUUAAUACGCAAACUGAGCACGAGAAGCAGGACUUAUCCACGCCGGUGUUGUGUCGUAGAUUGCACCCCUGCCGAAUGCACCCCCUGCUAGUAGCCAUGAUCCAAAUACUCGCGUCUUUGUAAAAUAUGAGCUCAUUUUCUUCCACUUUAAGAAGCUAAUGAGUGGACGGGAUGCAGGGGUGCAUUCUACGGUACAACACCGGAACGUAUUUCCUCCGCACCCUUCUCACCUUUUCAACCCCUGACCCAUUUUCAUGCCUGAAGCGCUGUGUUUGAGAAAUACUUGCGGCCGGGCACUUCAUAUCGCGGGUCGAGAGUGGCUAGAAGCUGGUCGAAGCCAGGCUUUUCAACGGUAGUUAUUGGCAGUAUGUCCCUCGCUAUGAAUCAUGUUACUGCAUGGGUGAUGUCCUUAUGCCGCUCGACGCUUUGUCGUAUUUUGGCAAGAAACUAAGUCCAGUUUGGUCUGCUUCACUUGCUUUGUGCCGGUGCUGGCAGCGGUUCCAGAGGAUUCCUCCUCCGACGACGUGGAGCCGCGGCGCGGCCGACACAGCUCGUACUCCUGCGGCUGCGACCGGUUUAGAUGGUAAAACAAGUUGGUUGUGUUACCAGACUUGGUUUUUACUAAUUCUCGGCAAAUUUUGCAAACGACCGCUGUUCGCUUUUUGUCAGACUUCUAAAAACCAAAACAUUGCCAUGCUGGAGAACUGCUGAGACCUUUUUUCGGGACAAUGUCCUCCGCUUCUCCUUGCUGUAACAUUUUUUCUAAUACACGUGCUGUCUGUUGUGGUUUGAUAGGGGCUGGGCUUGGUGCCGUAGCGUACCUGGGUCUGCGUUUGUGAUUGGUUGGGAGGAAGUAAUGACUGUAGUAAAAGCUACAUGAUAGGCCAUGAUGAAAAAGGAAGGGAAACUGUGUUUUUCUAUCGAACUUUUUAUCGACCCGUUUUUUUUCUAUCGCCCCACACGUCUAUCGAUCGAUAUAUAUUGUUAUCGAAUUAUCGUCCAGCACUACGUCUUACAUGUCUUUUUAUCACUAGAUGAGCUGGUCAAACCCUUUAAGAAACCUACUCUGGAAGGCAAGUCUUUGGUGUUGUCAGUAGCUGUAGUCUCCUUAUGCUAGUGUGAAAGCUUAUUCUGCCUCAUUAAGUUGGUUUUAUUUCUGUUUAAAUGGCUGAGAAAAGAUGGAUAAGUGCAUUGUCCCUGGCUUGCACUGGGGAAACUGCAAUUAUUUCUAGAUGGAUGAAGUGUUAUUGUGAAACCUGUCAUGUGUGUGCUCUAGUGAGUCAGUUUGUUUGCUGUUGGCUUGUGCCGUAUUUGCACUGUGUGGUGUAGAUGUAGUUCGUUGAGGCUAUGAAAUAUAAAAUGUGUUGUCAGUCGUCUGUGGGUAUGUCUUUGCUGUAGGAUUUACACUGAGAAUGACAGAGUUAAUGGAGAGUGUUUCCCCUUGAUGUUCAGGCUAUGGGGAUCUGUGGGAUGAUAUUCAAAACCUCCAAGAGCAUGACAGAGACAGCAGUGUUCAUGGGAAAUGUGUCAGUAAUGAGGAGGCAGAGGGAAGCAACGGAAAUAGUGAAAUGGAGAGAAGUGAGCAAAGUGGUGGUUGGAGGAAAACUGAGGAGGAGGAGAAUGGAGAUGAAGAAGACAAUGCAGAAGAUGAAGACAAGGAGGAGGAAAAAGGUACCUUCAGUAGCUUUUAGCAUUGGUUGUGUUGUAGUUUGAAAUUCAAUGUACUGCAGACACUAAAAGAUGUGCUACAGUAUUCAGGACCAAUAUCUUUUUCAUAGUAAGUAUAUCAAACACUUCACACUAUCAAGCACUUCAAGUGAUACCUGGUGUCACUCAAAAACACAUCAAUGAACUCCACCAUCACAAUGAGUGACAUGUUUCCUCUUUGCUUUAAUCACUCUGUUGUAUAUUUAGAUGCAGUCUUAUUAAAAUGCUGCUAUAAAUAGUCACCAGUGUACUAAAUAUGUAUCAAGCAGCUGCUGAAAAUAGUCCCUGACAAGUAUAUUAUUAAAUCUGGGUGUAAAAGAAAACUUGGGGGUAUUUUAAAAUAUGAAUUAAUAUAAAAAGUGAUCUUAUAGUGACCUGAGCAAACUCAAAAGAAAGUUUUGUCCUUUAAUGCCUAACAGAUUUAUUAUUUGAUAUGUAUUUGAACUUCUGUAAUUCAUAAGAUAAGAUCAGUAUUUCAGGGAGUCGAAAGUAAACAAGCAAUGUCAUGCAGUAUAUAAGACAGAAGAACUGUACCAACUUUGUAAUGCUGUGUCAUACUCCCUUUGCUGCACUCUCUCUGUCUUUGCUGUCAUUUCAGGCUGGAGUCCUGACCCAAGGCUGCUGAUGGUGGAGGACAAGAGGUGGAGGUCUGACACCAGGGGGUCCAGCAGCAGCAUAGAGCCCAGCAUGUCUUCCUUGACCAAUGGGACACACAGCUCCCUCAACAGUGAGGUGGAGGAGGAGGAGCUGGCCUGCUCUGUAGAUCCUGGUGUGCAGUAUAACCCCUACAUGACCUUUAAUGGACACCUGAGUGGUAAGAUUACAAGUAUAGAUUCAAAAGGUGCUCAGUUAGUUACAUAAUCAACAAAUAUACUCAGUAGGUUAGUUAGUUGGUAGUUAAUUUGUCAUCUGCCAGUCAGUAAGUCAGCCUGUGGUCAGUCAAUUCAUGAAUUAUUAUGUUAAUUUGUAAGAAAAUAAGAUAAAUGUCAGUCAGUCAAAAGGUAGGUAAAAAAAAAAAAGUGAUUUUUGGUGAGUGAGUUAGUUAGUUUGCUAGGUAGGUACACAGAAAGUCAGGUUGUAAGGAACUAAGUAAGUCAGGUUGUUUGUAAGCUGGGCAGUCGUUUUGUAAGGUAGCAAAUUAUCAGUUCGAUUGUCAGUAAUUUGUUAGGUUGCUUGUUUGCAAGCUUGUUAGACAGUUAUUUUGAGAAUUAGCUAAUUAAUCAGUCAGACUUAGUUAGUUAGUUAGUUAGUUAGUUAGUUAGUUAGUUAGUAAAUGAGUUUUGAUAAAUAUGUUGAUAAUAACUGUCACCAAAAUAACUGUUACAGAGGCUGACAAAUCUUAACACAUUACACACAUCCACAAAAAAAUACUCAUCAACUCUACAUGUAACAGAGUAUUCUUAAAUGCUCCUCUUGCACACUGACACUCUGUACCUCAUCUCAGUGAAGUUGCAGGUUAGUGAAUGAGUGCACAAUACUAUUAGCAGUGUGUGUUACAGCCUUACAGUGGUAUGAUAACAGGUAGGGAGUGAAGGGAUCUGUUAUUUUGACAGCAGUGCUGGUUUUGGGUGUAAGUUUGGUGCAGUUUAUGACAUUGUGGUGAAGAAAUGGAGCAGUAGGAAAAGGAUGAGUUGAUAUUCUGACACAGCUGAUGGGCUAUACAGAGUCCUUAAAGUUUUUGAAUGGUUUAUAGUCACUGAUUGAGUUUUUGUUUCUAAUUUCCUUUGUGUUUUGGUUGAAGCUGCUGUCCAGUGUGAGCCUGAGAAAUUGAACCAUUCACUGUUUUAAACAGUUUUGAUAAAAGUGAUGAUGGGGACUGGGUUGAAGGGCUACCAGUGGCCAUGUCUUAAGAUUAGCUGACAUUGAGCUGGAGGUGGUUGUGCUCACAUCACUGGGUGACAUGAGCUGCAGUGUUAUGGUGGACCAGAAUAGAGUCAUCACUUCUGCAUAUUUGAAGUAAGUGCUGGUGGGUGAGAGGCUGCUGGCUGUGGUUUCAGUGCACAGAUCUGCAGUGCUACAUUGUAGGUGAUAUUUAUAGGUGUGGUUGUUGUGAUUAAGUAGUUUCCUGAUCAUCAAAUGCCUCUGUGUGGUUGUAUAACAUUUAAAGCACAAGAUUUGACUGAGCAAACCGAUGAAUCCAGGUCAAAAUAAUGAUUGCGGUCCUUACGAUUUAUACCAUUCAAAAAUAACCACAAAUUGAACUAAAUAGUUCUAACAACAUCCAGGAUAGCAAAAUGUUUUAUCACUGUUUUAUGGCCCCUCGGUGGCAGUGCAUAUUAGAUAUAGAAAGGUUUGUGUUGGAUAAGAUUAGAUUUAGUUAGAUAGAUUUGUAUUGAUUGGGAAGGUUCCCUCAAGGAUAUUGAAAUAUUUGUUAAAAUAUGGCAGAUCUGAAAUCAAACAUUUCCCUUUAAAUAAUCUAAUACGCUGAACAACAGAAGUUUUCAUUCAGAACCAGAUUUUUAUCAACAUGAUAAAUGUACACAACUUAGCUUUCUUUUUGAGUCUCUCUUGGACUUAUCUUCUAUUUCUCUUUUUGGUUAAUUCCCUAGAAUGCUUCACAUGUAAAUAUUUCUAGGUGGCAGAAAAUGGUAUAACAACAGAAAAAUUAAAACAAAAUAUUAACAAAGUGUGUAAGAAAAACACAUAAUGUCCUGGGGGCACUGUAAUGCAUAUUACUAUGUAAUGCACUGCUGCAUAUGUAUCCUCUGCUGUAUAUUUAUAUUUUUAUUCUAGUCUUUCACAGGACUUCUGCUACAUAUGUAUAUAUAUAUAUAUAUAUAUAUAUAUAUAUAUAUAUAUAUAUAUAUAUAUAUAUAUAUAUAUACUGUAUAUAUAUAUUGCUGCUGGUUUCAAAUCACCAUAAACCUUAAACUCCUGCUGCACAUAUUUACAUAUUCAGUAUUCAUAUAAAUAUGUAUUCCUAUUCCCUUUGCAGUUCUUGCACAUUGUAAUAACCACUAUCCUUAUAAUAUCCUUCUGCACCUUAUACAUACAUAUAUACCUUUUGCAUAUAUCUGCACUGUACUGAAUCUGUAAACUGAGACCUAUGCAAAUGAUUUUUCUUCUGUAUUCACCUGCUGCAUACGAAAUGACUUUAAAAGUCUGUCUAAGUCUAAGUAAUGCCAAACAGGGGUGAUGUAUUUUGUCAAAAUUGUGGAUUUUCUUUCUCUUUGGAUAUUUUGGGGACUUAUAGCCAUUACUUGAGAGGACAACUGAUGAGGGCGACAGGAGAUAUGGGGAGGGCAUGACAUUUACUAAAUCCUGUCAACAUCAGGAAUCUAUCCUGCAACCAAAGAAAUGCAUAAAAAUAAAAUUAAAAAAAAACAUUAUAUAGCUCUUUAAUUGAGCAUUAAAAGCAUUUAAAUUGAUAUUUGGGUUCUGUGUUUUGCACGAUUUAGAUCACAGUGGUGUUGUUCAUGAGAGGAACCUCCGCAGAUCUACAGACUCCGACAAUGAGGAAUUCUGUGACUCAAUGGAGCAUCUAGCCAUGGAGGAGGUAGGUUUUUAUUUCCUUGUAUGCGCCCCAAACGUAAUGAUUACUUCAGAUACGAAGAAAUGCUUAUUGGUGUUCUUUAUGUUGAUUGGCCUUCUUGUCUGUACACCGAAUUCUGCAGCCAGCUGGAGCCAAGAGACAUUUAACUUAGCUUAUAGUUUAAAGGCUGGAAACAAGGGAGGCAAUAUGACAUUAAGUAGUUCCACUAGCACCUCACUAUACAAACAGACUAAAAAGUUAAUUUAAAGAAAGUUUUAGUCCAACACUUUGAGUUAUUUUAUUUGUACAUGUUGAUGGGCUAGGUUUGCAGUGAGUGAAUCAGCCUCCUUUUACAACAAAAAAAAACAGUCCAGGACAAGUUGUAAAGGAAAGUCCGUAAACUUUUCUCUCAGUCUUGAUAUUGAUACAGAUAUUGCUGUCACCGGCUACAAAGAUUAGGUUUUUUAAGUGCAGGUAUAUGUGAUUCUAAAAAUUCAAACAGGACAGACUGGCUCCUGUCUUUGGGCAAAGUUUUAAUACCCUCCUCUCCCUGCUCAAACUUCAUGUGUUAUUACUGUAAGAGCUGUAGCAAUGUUCUCAAUCAUAGGUAAGAAAUCAAAAAGUAUUUUUCUAAAAUAGUCAAACUACUCUUUGGUCAUUCUUUUUUUUUUUUUUAACAAAAGAGACUCAUCAAGAGUAACAAUUGAAUUCAAGAAUUGAAUUAUUCUGACUUAGUUACAGCCAUUGACACUACAGUUGACUCUCCUCUCUUCCCAUGAAGGGCUUGUGUUCGUCCAAAAAUCUGCCAUCUGCAUCAAGAGCAGCUUCAGUGAGGCAAAAAGAUCUUUGGUAUGAGAGCAGCACAACCCUGAAUGGAGGAGAGGAUCAGGUACUCAUGGGAGAGUCUUACUUUAAAGAAGGGAUUAGUACAAGCCAACACAGCAGCUCCUUGUCUAGAAGAGGGAGAGGUGAGUCUGCAGUCGCCAACUUUGAUUAAAACUGACACUGUGUCCCUCAUUGACCCUUCCACUGAGACACACUAGCUUACUCUUUGAAGCAUUUAAAGUAUCGAAUAAACAAUAACACAGCAACAUUUUCCUCAUGAGUUGCAUUUGUUGCACUUGGCUGUCACAUUUUGACUUUGUUUCAGGUGUUCAGUCACCAAGGGCAACCUGCAGCUCUCAGCGAUGUGUUAGUGUAGAUACUGCGUGCUGUUGUGUGUCACAGAGCAGACAUCCUGUCAGCGCCAUCAGGGGAAACGUGGAUGAGCAAAUAGCUACAGCUCUGCUCAGGCUGCAGCAUGACAUGGCAGCUGUGCUGCACAGGUUGCAUGCUCUGGAGGUGCUAACUGUGUCACAGGUGAGAGACAUCAAGCAUUAGAUGCCCUAUUUACAUGUGAGUGUUACAACCGUUACUUUUCAUCGCAUAAUUUUCAUCACAGUCCAAUCAACCUCCUUUCACAAAGAAAUAGCAAAUUUAACUUUGCACUCUGACAAAUGUCAAAUACAUGGUAAAUUAUCUGACUUUUUUUAUUUCGUUUUUCAGUCAAGAACAUCUACACCGAGGCAGGAGGACUCUCUACAAGUCACGCAAAAGGUUUCUUUGAAUCCCUGGUUAUUGGUGCAAUUUUCAGUGACCAAGCUGUAUGCUUUCUGUUUUUAUUAUUAUUAUUUGUUUUGUUUUAAAAGGUACGCUCUGACAUAAGUUUGUGUUUUUGUAGUUCCUGAGGCCCUCCUGGUGGCCUUUUGACUUCUGUCCCCUUACCGUAGUGUUGACGGCACUCUGGCCUCUGAUUUCCCAUUGGUUGGUCCAACUGUACUUACAACGGAGAAGAAGGUGAAAAAAAUAUAUCAUUUUGACCUUUGGCAAACUCUUUGUCCCAAAGCCUAACUUUAUGUGUACUAAAAUUUAUUUUCUGGUUUUCUUUUUACAGGAAGAUUCCCUGAAUUGCAUGAUCGCUGGAUAAAAACCUUAGCACUUUGGUUGCUUUAUGGCUUUAUGAAGUCACAAUUAACCCCACUCUUAUGGGGUGUAAUGAGGCCAGCAUAGACAUAGAAAAGGCUACACUAGAGAGGUAAAGAGGUAGAUUGCCAGAGAGCGGUUUAAAGGGAGAUCCUGCUGUGAAGUGUAGCAUUUUGACUAACUGACAGAAUUAAGAGGCUUAGGAAAGAGAAGAUUUACAUUAUGAAUGCUUGCACAUUUUCUUUCUCACAGUAUACCCAGCUUUAGGUGAUAAUCUUAUUUAUAGAAGUCUCACAGAUCAAUAGAAGUUCAAUAUACUAUACACAUAAUAUACUCAUAACUCAAACAGCAGUUGUUGAAAUUACAGUAGGUAACCAUUGUCAGUUCUGGUUGUUUAGUUUGUUUUACGUCUCAUUUUAUAUGUGAGUUUCCUUUGAAGGUUUUGUCCAACAAAAUAUUUAAAACCAAGAACAUCAGUGUUUACAUAGUUAUGCUCUGAUAUGUAGAAAUGCAUUAGGAGUUCUUCUCUUUCAUAUACAAAAGGACAAAUAUAAUAUUUUAAAUGUGCAAUUAUGUAUUUAUUUUAUGGUUUCAGUGCAAUCAUAGAAAAAAGCACACUCUCACUUUGCAGAAAGUACAGGACAAUCCAUAAAUUUGUGUUCUUGUCUCUUUUUUUAUGUAAGGUGAAUUAAAUAAUUGUUUAAUUCAGGAUGUAAUAUUACUUGACCUGCAGUUGUAAAACAUACAAAUAUGAACCAAAUUUUGACAUGCAAUAAACUCAUUCUCAAAGAUUAUCAGCUGGACAUUUUCUGUCUGCUCAUUUUAUUUUUUCAUCAUGAGUGUGGAAAAGAAGGUGCAAAGUUAUGGACUUCUUGGUUUUCAUAGCAUAUUAUUAUCAACUUUACUUUUUAGUAAAAACAACUUAUCAGUGACACGUUAGAAAAGUAGGACAAGUAAGGACAGAAUGUUUUGUUUAAGCAGCAGUUAAAAUGUAGAUAAUGUGGGAUGGAAAACAAACACAGUGACCCUGCAUCUUUAGAUUUUAAUAUUCAAAAGUAAUACAUACAGAAAAUGUCAACAACACUGGGCUGAUAGAGUGGUUAAGGAAUUCAAAAAUACACACAAGACAUUUAUCACUAUAUUUAUUCUCAGUACCAGUCUUUGCAGACAAACAAACACUGGGGAACAAUUUCAAAUAAUAGCACACGUAUCAAGAUGUUGGCAAUCAUAAUUGCUUGAUAGAGUAAAAUAAAUUGAAGGACAUGGUAUGUUGGUUAAGACAAACAUACAGAGACAGACAGACCAAGAGGCCUUGGUGAACAGGAAAUAACAUCAGGAAAGUACUAGAAACUGGAUAACUGCUCUAUGCACAGCCCCACUACUUCCUAAACUUAAGGCAGCUCCUUUAUUUCCCGUAUUACAUGAUUUGACAAAUUGAUUAAUCCAGGUGUGAUUGAUUGUUGUGACUAGUCAGACACACCUGGAUUAAUCAGUUUGUCCAAUAAUGUAAGAAAGGAAAUAAAGGAGCUGCCUUAAGUUCAGGAAGAAGUUUUUUUUUAAAAAUUGAAUUAUAAACAAACAAACAAGGCAAUUAUUUAUCAUAACAGAGAAUUCAAGAAUAUUUGCCUUAGAUUGAGCAUGAAUAACAUCAAGAGAGAAAAAAAAGAAAAGACACAAUUUCAAAGUUAGAGGCCAUUCUAUUUCAAUUCGAACAUUUCUAGGAAAGAAAAUAGGCGUAGGGCUUUCUUGUCUGUGACAAGUUUUAAGGAUUUACAAAAAAGUAGCAACUCAGUCUUCCAGUGAGGUAGGCAUGGUUUUGUUUUGAAAUAUCGACACAUGUGAAUGAAGAACUUCCCCAAAAGCAA